CUGGACAAGGGUACAUCAGAAUGGUAUAAAACGAAGACCACGAACACAAAUCACUCAGUUGACUCUUGAAAUCGACCAAACACAUCAACAUGAAGUACUUGGUUGCCCUCUCCUGCCUUUUGGCCGUAGCCCUCGCCAAACCCAGCGGCGUCCCCUUGGCCUACUCUAACGUAGUGUCCCACCAGGUUGCCGCCCCCGUGGCCUACUCCAGCUACAACACCGUCGCCGCUCCCAUCGCCCAGUACACCACCCACGGCGUAGCCGCUCCCGCCGUCGCCGCCGUAGCUCACGCUCCCGUAGCCCACGCCGUCGCCGCUCCCGUGGCCACCAGCUACACCACCCACGCCGUCGCCGCUCCCGUGGCCACCAGCUACACCACCCACACCGUCGCCGCUCCCGUAGCUCAUGCCGUCGCCGCUCCCGUAGCUCACGCCGUCGCCGCUCCCGUAGCUCACGCCGUCGCCGCUCCCAUCGUGGCCGCCCCCGUCGUCCAGAAGACCCAGUACCACGCCCAAGACGAGCUCGGCCAGGCCUCCUACGGCCACUCUGAGCCCUUCCAGGCCCACAACGCCGUCCAGGACGCCGCCGGAAACAAAGUCGGCUCCUACAGCUACGUCGCCCCCGACGGUCAAGUCAUCGCCGCCAACUACGUCGCCGACGGUUUGGGAUUCCGCGUGGCUUCUAACGCCCUCCCCGUCGCCCCCGCCGUCGUGCCUGUAGCCCCCAUUGACACCCCUGAGGUGGCCGCCGCCAGGGCCGCUCAUUUGAGCGCGCAUGCUUUAGUCAAGUCCCGCGUCCGCAGGGGAGUCGUAGCCGCCUACGCCGCCGCUCCCGUGGUCCACAGCGCCUACGCUUACCACGCCGCCCCAGUGUACAGGGCCGCCACCCUCAGCACCGUGGUCAACACCCCCGGACACGCCGUCUCCUACCAUGUUUACUAAAUGCGCGAAUUGGACAAGAGAGGUUUGAGUGUCGGGACGAAGCUUUUUUCUGUGGUCGAAGAUAGUCGCAGAGUCCCGACACUCAAAAACGACCAACUUAGUCAACUUUAACUCUGGGAGUUAACACCGUUUCGAUUUUUUGUAUUUGUUAAAAUAAAAAUAAACGCAACGACACUCAAAA
Molecule: messenger RNA, 1122 nt
Organism: Zophobas morio
Lineage: Eukaryota; Metazoa; Arthropoda; Insecta; Coleoptera; Tenebrionidae
Product: cuticle protein 7-like
Exons: 2
Coding region: 90-941 (283 amino acids)
Source: RefSeq, a predicted model, not a curated record